UAGCUUGACGAAGAUCCAAUAAGUUUAAGACUUCUUUUUUAUUUUUGAGGUAGAAGAUAAGAUUUUAGAGUAAUCUAUGGCAGAAGGCUUGGAGGUACUAUAAAACUAUUAAGAAGCAAAGGAUCCCUUUGCUACUCAUUAAGUUAGAACUCCAAAAUUUAGGGCAGGAUCUCUUUCCCCUCCAAUCUCUGAGUUUGUUGUAAUUGAGCCAUGGGAUUGAUUCAGAAUCUGCUGAACUUAGUGAUUCCCCCAAUCACUGUAGUUUUUAUUUUUCUCAUUCUACCUUUUCUCUCCUUUUUCAAGUUCAUCCAUUUUAUUCUCAGACAUCUCUUCCCUGAGAAAAUGAGGGGAAAAGUUGUUCUCAUCACUGGUGGUGCUUCAGGUAUUGGAGAGCAUCUGGCUUAUGAAUAUGCAAAGAAAGGAGCAUAUCUAGUCCUUGUUGACAAAAGAGAGGAGAGACUUGGGAAAGUUGCAGAGAAGGCUGGUCAACUUGGUUCCCCUGAUGUGUUAGUUGUUGCUGCAGAUGUGUCACUUGUUGAUCAAUGCAAACGAUUCAUUGAUGAAGCUGUGAAUCAUUUUGGCCGAUUGGAUCAUCUAGUAUGCAAUGCUGGGAUUGGUAGCUCUUGUACAUUCCAAGAUAUGCCUGAUGUUACAAAAUUUUUACCUGUGAUGAAUGUAAACUUCUGGGGAUCAAUCUAUCCUACUUAUUUUGCAAUUCCUCACCUCAAAAAGUACAAAGGCAAGAUCAUUGUGAAUGCAUCAGUAGCUGGGUGGAUGAUUACACCAAGGGCAAAUGUAUAUGGAGCAAGCAAAGCUGCAUUAAUAAAUUUCUAUGACAAUCUGAGAAUCGAAGUAGCCCCGGAGAUUUCGAUAGUGGUAGUUAGUCCUGGUUUUAUAGACUCAGAGCUUACCCGAGGGAAACACCUAACCAAGAAAGGGGAAGUUGAAGUUGAUGAAAAACUAAUAAAGGCGGCUGGAGGAGUUGGAAUUCCAAUUGAGAGUACUGGGGACUGUGCAAAGGCUAUUGUGACUGGGGUGUGCCGCGGAGACAAAUACAUCACAGUGCCAUGGUUGUAUAGCAUGUUUUACCUCCUAAGGAUCUUCUGCCCUGAGUUGGUUGAAUGGAUUUCCGGCUCGCUGUACCGUACCAUGACUAGAGACUAGAGACUAGAGACUUGAUGAAACUAUGAGAUAUUAGAUGCCAAUGGACAGGUGAAGAUUCCUUAUAUAGAAUUUAUAGGUGAAAAGACAUCCUCGUUGUAUUUAAGGAUGUUGUUAAAGAUGUUGAGAUGUUCAGAGUUAAUAGAGUUGUCUUAUAUCGAUUAUCUUAGACUUUGGAUGUGCCUUUAUAUGUUAUUGGACUAUGUCUAAUUAAUAAUUUAAGUUUUGGGUUAGUUCCCCCUUCUCAAGGUGUAUUUUGUAGAUUUACUUUACUUAACAAUGUAAGUGCAUUGGCGAAUAAACUGGUUAUCUCCUUUGUAUUUUA
Messenger RNA from Macadamia integrifolia, 1486 nucleotides. Its product is annotated as 11-beta-hydroxysteroid dehydrogenase-like 4A. Bases 211 to 1164 code for a protein of 317 amino acids. The transcript is spliced from 6 exons. Gene Ontology annotation, molecular function: oxidoreductase activity. Lineage: Eukaryota; Viridiplantae; Streptophyta; Magnoliopsida; Proteales; Proteaceae. The record is from RefSeq and is a predicted model, not a curated record.